AGAUAUGUGCUAAUUAGAAGACUCACUAGUGCAGUGUGGAGCAUAAAGACAGUGCCUUAUGAAAAUGGGAUUUGGGAGUGACCUGAAGAAUUCACAUGAAGCUGUGUUAAAAUUGCAAGACUGGGAAUUACGUUUAUUGGAAACAGUGAAGAAAUUUAUGGCCCUGAGAAUAAAAAGUGAUAAAGAAUAUGCAACUACUUUACAGAACCUUUGUAAUCAAGUUGAUAAGGAAAGUACUGUUCAAAUAAAUUAUGUCAGCCAAGUAUCCAAGUCUUGGCUACUUAUGAUUCAGCAGACAGAACAGCUGAGUAGAAUAAUGAAGACACAUGCAGAAGACCUAAACUCUGGACCAUUGCACAGGCUUACCAUGAUGAUCAAGGACAAACAGCAAGUGAAAAAAAGUUAUCUAGGCGUUCAUCAGCAGAUUGAGGCAGAGAUGUUCAAGGUUACAAAGACAGAAUUGGAGAAAUUAAAAUCCAGUUAUAGACAAUUAAUAAAAGAAAUGAAUUCUGCCAAAGAGAAGUAUAAAGAAGCUUUAGCUAAAGGAAAGGAGACUGAAAAGGCCAAGGAUCGAUAUGAUAAAGCCACAAUGAAGCUUCAUAUUUUGCAUAAUCAGUAUGUAUUGGCAUUGAAAGGGGCACAGCUUCAUCAGAAUCAGUAUUAUGAAACCACACUUCCUCUGCUCCUGGAUUCCUUACAGAAGAUGCAAGAAGAAAUGAUAAAAUCAUUAAAAGGUAUAUUUGAUGAAUACAGCCAGAUUACCAGUCUUGUUACAGAGGAAAUAGUGAAUGUCCAUAAAGAAAUUCAGUUGUCGGUUGAACAGAUAGAUCCUAGUACAGAAUAUGAUAAUUUCAUAGAUGUUCACAGGACAACAGCUGCUAACGAACAAGACAUUGAAUUUGAUAUUUCCUUACUAGAAGAAAAUGAAAAUCUUCAGGCAAAUGAAAUCAUGUGGAAUAAUUUAACAGCAGAAAGUUUGCAAGCAAUGCUGAAAACUUUAGAAGAAGAACUUGUGCAAACACAACAGAUGCUUUUAAACAAAGAAGAGGCUGUAUUAGAGCUAGAGAAGAGGAUUGAAGAAUGUUCUAAGGCUUAUGAAAAGAAGUCUGAUAUUGUGCUUCUGCUGAGCCAAAAACAGACACUUGAAGAGCUGAAGCAAUCAGUCCAGCAGCUGAAGUGCACUGAGGCCAAGUUUGCAGCACAGAAGGAACUAUUAGAGCAAAAAGUACAAGAAAAUGCUGGGAAAGAACCCCCUCCAGUAGUGAAUUAUGAAGAAGAUGCACGAUCAGUUACAUCAAUGGAAAGAAAGGAGAAGCUAUCUAAAUUUGAGUCUUUCCGUCAUUCAAUUGCUGGAAUAAUUAGGUCACCAAAAUCUACAUUGGGCCCUUCAUCAUUCUCAGAUGUGAUCUCCACAAGUGACAAACCCCUGGCGGAACAGGAUUGGUACCAUGGAGCAAUUCCCAGAAUAGAAGCCCAAGAUCUAUUGAAACAGCAAGGAGACUUCUUGGUGCGAGAGAGCCAUGGGAAACCUGGUGAAUAUGUCCUUUCUGUGUAUUCUGAUGGACAAAGGAGACACUUUAUCAUACAAUUUGCUGAUAAUCAAUAUAGAUUUGAAGGAAGUGGGUUUUCAAAUAUCCCUCAACUUAUAAAUCAUCACUACACAACAAAACAAGUCAUCACUAAGAAAUCAGGUGUAGUUCUGUUGAAUCCUAUUGCUAAGGACAAGAAAUGGAUUCUCAAUCAUGAAGAUGUCACAUUGGGAGAACUACUGGGCAAGGGAAAUUUUGGUGAAGUGUACAGGGGCAUAUUAAAGGAUAAAACUGCUGUUGCUGUUAAAACUUGUAAAGAAGAUCUUCCUCAGGAGUUGAAAAUAAAAUUUUUACAAGAAGCCAAAAUUCUCAAACAAUAUGACCAUCCCAAUAUUGUUAAACUUAUAGGAGUUUGUACACAAAGACAACCUAUCUACAUCAUCAUGGAACUGAUUCCGGGAGGUGAUUUCCUCUCUUACCUGAGAAAGAAGAAGGAUGAGCUGAAAAUCAAACAGUUAGUGAAAUUUUCAUUAGAUGCUGCUUCUGGAAUGGCAUAUCUUGAGAGUAAAAACUGUAUACACAGGGACCUUGCUGCAAGAAAUUGCCUGGUAAGUGAAAAUAAUCUCCUGAAAAUCAGUGACUUUGGAAUGUCUCGUCAAGAAGAUGGUGGAGUCUAUUCAUCUUCUGGCCUAAAGCAGAUACCCAUUAAAUGGACAGCACCAGAAGCUCUCAAUUAUGGGAGAUACAGUUCUGAGAGUGAUGCGUGGAGCUUUGGUAUCCUCCUCUGGGAGACCUUCAGCUUAGGAGUGUGUCCAUACCCUGGAAUGACCAAUCAGCAGGCUCGAGAACAAGUGGAAAGAGGAUACCGAAUGUCAGCCCCUCAGAAUUGUCCAGAUGAUAUUUUCAAAAUAAUGAUGAAGUGUUGGGAUUAUAAGCCUGAAAACCGCCCCAAAUUCACCGAUCUUCAGAAAGAGCUGGCUGCCAUCAAGAAGAAGAUCUCACAAGGAUAAAGCACUGCCCGAGUCAGCAUUCGGCACUGUGUCUCCGGCAGAGUCGUAGUGUUCUUCCUGACAAUGCAUUUAUACCACAUCACCU
Messenger RNA from Elephantulus edwardii (Cape elephant shrew), 2624 nucleotides. Its product is annotated as tyrosine-protein kinase Fer-like. The transcript is spliced from 18 exons. Gene Ontology annotation, biological process: chemotaxis; peptidyl-tyrosine phosphorylation; regulation of mast cell degranulation. Bases 59 to 2539 code for a protein of 826 amino acids. The record is from RefSeq and is a predicted model, not a curated record. Gene Ontology annotation, molecular function: non-membrane spanning protein tyrosine kinase activity; ATP binding. Lineage: Eukaryota; Metazoa; Chordata; Mammalia; Macroscelidea; Macroscelididae.